Molecule: messenger RNA, 726 nt
Organism: Perca flavescens (yellow perch)
Lineage: Eukaryota; Metazoa; Chordata; Actinopteri; Perciformes; Percidae
Product: granzyme B-like
Exons: 5
Coding region: 1-726 (241 amino acids)
Biological process (GO): proteolysis
Molecular function (GO): serine-type endopeptidase activity
Source: RefSeq, a predicted model, not a curated record
AUGUCUAUCCACUGUCAACUGCUAAUACUGAUACUUCCACUGACUCUUGGUAUCCAAGUUCAUACAGGGGAACUCAUUGAAUGUCAGGAGGCUGUGCCACAUAGCAGACCCUACAUGGUGCAUAUGGAGCGGAGCAUGCAGGAUGGUGAGACAAGACACUGCGGUGGCUUCCUUCUGAAUGAGGAUUUUGUGAUGACUGCAGCCCACUGCCAAGCCAGUUCCUACACAGCCUUACUAGGAGUUCACAAUGUCAGUAACAGUAAUGGAGUACAGCGUAUAUCUGUGGAGCAAACAUUUCCACAUGAAGACUACAAUGAAACCGAUUUAAACAAUGACAUAAUGCUUCUUAAGUUGAGCACCAAGGCAAAAUUCAGCGCAAAUGUGGGACACAUUGCUCUCGCAGACCAAGGUGAUGGCUCUCUGCCAAAAUCAUGUAUACUCUCUGGUUGGGGAACAACAGUCAAGAAUAUAAGUUAUAUGUCUGCCGUACUCAUGGAAGUCAAUGUAACACUGAAUGACAGUAAGCAGUGUCCUAAUACCAACUUGUACUGCUCUGAGGGAGAAACUGGACCUGGUAAGGGAGAUUCUGGUAUUCCACUGGUCUGUGAAAAUGGAAAGGCGUACGGGUUGGUGUCCCACAACUUCCGACCACCCUCAGGUGGCCCGGAAAUUAAAGGUUGUACCAAAAUUCCUGAACACAGAAGCUGGAUCGAUUCAACCAUUUAA